Molecule: messenger RNA, 822 nt
Organism: Diplodia corticola
Lineage: Eukaryota; Fungi; Ascomycota; Dothideomycetes; Botryosphaeriales; Botryosphaeriaceae
Product: phosphopantothenoylcysteine decarboxylase
Exons: 1
Coding region: 1-822 (273 amino acids)
Biological process (GO): coenzyme A biosynthetic process
Cellular component (GO): phosphopantothenoylcysteine decarboxylase complex
Molecular function (GO): FMN binding; phosphopantothenoylcysteine decarboxylase activity
Source: RefSeq, a predicted model, not a curated record
AUGCCCACCACACAACAACAACAACAACAACCCCUCCAACCCCCCCAACCGCGCCCGCGCCCCACGCCACCCCCCCUCACAGCCUCCGCCCACCAACACGACACCAAAAAGCACCUCCUCCUCGCGUCCUCCGGCUCCGUCGCCACCAUCAAGCUCCCCAGCAUCGUCACCGCCCUCGCCCCGCACCGCAACCUCUCCAUCCGCAUCGUCCUCACCGGCUCGGCCGCGGCCUUCCUGGCCGGCCAGUCCGCCGAGCAGCCCGACCUCGCGGCCGUCGCCGCGCUGCCCAACGUCGACGGCGUCUACCUCGACGCCGACGAGUGGCGCGAGCCGUGGGUGCGCGGCAACAGCAUCCUGCACAUCGAGCUGCGGCGGUGGGCGGAUAUCCUUGUGGUGGCGCCGCUGAGCGCCAACACGAUGGCGAAGAUGGUGGGGGGCGUGUGCGACGGGUUGCUGCUGUCGACGGUGAGGGCGUGGGAUACGAUGGGCGUGUUGGAUCCGGUGAGGCUGCCGGAUGUGGAGGGGGUGGAGGGCGCGGUGGGUGGUGGUGGGGAGGAGGGCGGGGCGGCGGUGGUGAGGACGAGGAAGAAGAGGAUCGUGGUGGCGCCGGCGAUGAAUACGGCCAUGUGGGAGCACCCGGUUACGGCGAAGCAGGUUAGGGUGUUGGAGGAGGAGUGGGGCGUUGCGAAUGGCGGGUGGGUGGAGGUGUUGAGACCGAUUGAGAAGACGAUUGCGUGUGGGGAUACUGGGAGCGGGGGCAUGAAGGAGUGGAAGGAGAUUGUGGGUGUGAUUGAGGAGAGGAUGGGGUUGACUCGUGCGUGA